Trichomonas vaginalis G3 is the source of this 402-nucleotide messenger RNA. Its product is annotated as negative regulation of mitochondrial outer membrane permeabilization protein. NCBI's taxonomy places the organism in Eukaryota, Parabasalia, Trichomonadida, Trichomonadidae. The record is from RefSeq and is a predicted model, not a curated record. Gene Ontology annotation, cellular component: intracellular membrane-bounded organelle; membrane. The transcript has a single exon. Bases 1 to 402 code for a protein of 133 amino acids.
AUGUUCAAAUCGAAUAUGCUAAUUAUUGCUUUCUUCCUUUAUCCAUUUCUUUCCUGUCUUUUUAAUAUAUCUGUACUUGGAACAGAAUUCAUGUUUAGUGCUGCAAAAUACUUAGUUUUAGAUAUAGUUGUUUCAUCAACAAUGCAAUGGGUACUUGAUUUGAUACUUUUCUAUUCAACUAAUGGAAAAUUAGAAACAGAACAGCAAUUCGGAACCAAGUGGGAUGGCUAUAGCUUUAUUAGACUUAUUGGAGUCAUUAUACUCGUUAUUGGGGCCAUAUUCUACAUCAAACUAAUGAGAUUAAAAUGUUUUGAAUACGAAGACCCAGAUGUAUCUGUCUUCAAGACGAAUAAUGAUGAUGAACGUUAUGAACUUGAUUCAUUUAGAAUGAGUAUUGUUUAA